Molecule: messenger RNA, 2148 nt
Organism: Egretta garzetta (little egret)
Lineage: Eukaryota; Metazoa; Chordata; Aves; Pelecaniformes; Ardeidae
Product: zinc-binding protein A33-like
Exons: 6
Coding region: 372-1655 (427 amino acids)
Molecular function (GO): protein binding
Source: RefSeq, a predicted model, not a curated record
UGUCCCUCAGCCGGGUGACCCCUUCCCCUGGCCCCCGUCGGGGACACGGGGCCAGUCCCUCUUAGGCCGUAAGUGGUUUUGCUGAAGUAAUGGGAAGCAGAAGGGUUUUGUCCUGCAAAGGGGCCGACCCUGUGCCAGGACUUCGCUCUUAAUUCCCGUGGCUGGAGGCUUUCUGGGGUUGGAUACACCCAGUGCGGCACCUGGGCAGGUCCUGUGCCUCCAGGUCUGGUCACCAGAUCCUGCCCCAGAGCGCCCAGCAGAGCCCAGCAUGAGCAGAGGCGCAAGUCCGCCCUGGCCCAGAGGGAAGGAGGAAGGGGAUUUGGGGGUGCUGGUGGCAGGAAACUCAGGGUGGGACCGGUGUGCCAGCAGGGAUGGCGGGCAGGAGCCAGGACCGGAGCCUGCGGGAGGAGCUGACGUGUGCCAUCUGCUUCGAGCUCUUCAGUGAGCCCGUAAUGCUGGACUGCAUGCACCACUUCUGCAAGGCCUGCAUCCAGGGCUACUGGGAGAGCUGUGCCCGUGUCCCCUCCUGCCCCCAGUGCCGCCGCGAGUUCCCCAGCCGGGCAUUCCGCACCCACUACCUGCUGUCGGGGCUGGUGGAGAAGGUGCGGCGCUGUGGUUCUGUGGAGCACCGGCAAAAGAUGCAGAAGCACCUGGAAGAUGCUUUGCAAGCUCGUCAGAAGGAGAUGGAGAACUUCUUGAGGAGGAAGCGUGCGAUGCAGGAAGAUAUCUGUGGCCUGACGAAGGUGUCUGGGGAGCUGAACUUCAAGAUCCGUGCAGAGUUUGUCCGCCUUCAUCAGAUCCUGGAGGAAGAGGAGAGAGCUGUGCUGGCAGAGCUGGGUGAAAAGGAAGAGCAGUUGCUGGCACAGCUGCAUGGGGACGUCCACCGGCUGGAGGAGGGGAUGUCGGCGCUGCAGAGGGACAUAGAGCGCAUAGGGCAGACCCUGAGCAAGAUGGAAGAGGUGUCACUGCUGGAGGUGGAGAGCUUGGAUAUCAGGCCCUCGGUGCAUGUUGAGACCCAGCCUGCCUUUGACCUGGAGCGCUACAGGGACAGCCACAGCGGCCCGUUGCAGUACAUCUUCUGGAGACAGAUGCUGCAGUCCAUCUGCCCCGCUCCUGCCCCACUCACCUUCGACCCUGAGUCAGCCCACCCCAAUCUGGUCUUCUCCAGAGACCUGACAGCAGUGACGGAGAGGAAUCGAGCCCAGCUCGUCCCCAGCAGCCCCCGGCGCUUCCGUCAGUGCGUCAACGUCCUGGGCUCACAGACCUUCGACAGCGGCCAGCACUACUGGGAGGUCUGGGUGGGCAGCAAAACCAAGUGGGACUUGGGGGUGGCCGCCGAGACUGUGGACCGGGCAGCAAAGGUCAAGCUGUGCCCGGAGAACGGCUACUGGACGCUUCGCCUGAGGAACAGGACGGAGUACUGGGCCACCACCACCCCCUGGGUGCCCCUGCCUCCCCGCCAGCCCCCCCGGAAAGUGGGGGUCUUCCUGGACUGCCAGGAGGGCACUGUUGCCUUCUUUGAUGCCGGGGACAUGUCCCACCUCUUCACCUUCCACCGAGUCUCUGCAGAGAGAUACUGCCCCUUCUUCAGCACCUGCUUCAGCGAUGGGAGGGACAACGUGGAGCCCAUGCGCCUCUGCCACCUGGUCCUGUGAGGGACAGAGGGGAGCAGGAUGCUUUGGGGAUGCCAGCCUGGCUCCUUGCAUCUCCCCACAGUGCUGCCUGGGGCCAUGCCACAGGCUGAUCUUGCUCACAUGGAUGUGGUGGGUGUUGGAGGGGCUGUUUUGGUUUCUGUUUUGAGAUGGAGGAGGGGGAUGAGUCUCUUGCAAGCUCCUGCCUGCCCUCCCUGCUCUGUGCCGUGGUCUGUGGGUGCUGCACUGCAUUUCCAGAUGUGCCUGGCACCUUCCAUGCCUGAGCAUUGCACGGUUCAGUAACUGCAGCCACAGGGCUGCAGUGGAGGUGGCUGCAGGCUGCUUGCACCUCCUGUCCCUCGGUGCUCCCACCCACAAACACUGUGGUCCCCAAGCACCAUCAGGUGCCUUUUGACACUCAACUCCAUGUCCCAGGGGUGGGCUUCCUCUGCUCCAAGAGCUUCAUGAGGAAGGGCUCCAGGCUGGCGGCAGAGGGAGCUCGGUGCACAGCGUGGGA